Messenger RNA from Cladophialophora psammophila CBS 110553, 792 nucleotides. RefSeq lists its product as uncharacterized. NCBI's taxonomy places the organism in Eukaryota, Fungi, Ascomycota, Eurotiomycetes, Chaetothyriales, Herpotrichiellaceae. The transcript has 3 exons. Gene Ontology annotation, cellular component: membrane; cytoplasm. Bases 1 to 792 code for a protein of 263 amino acids. The record is from RefSeq and is a predicted model, not a curated record.
AUGCUGGAAACCUCGAGACGGAAGUCGUUGGCAUGGUUGAACGGGACUUACGUAUAUGGCAGACUCCCAUUAUUGCACAUUAUCCUUUUUAUUGUCGAGUUAGUAAUGACGGCCCGACUUAUCGCCAAAUUCAAUUCCUACUAUGCCCAGAAACCCGUGCUAACCACGAUGAUCACGAAUGCGAUACUUGGUGGCAUUGCAGAUACGGUUGCACAAUCAAUAACGGCAUUUCGAAAGAGACAGGCCAUGCUACCGACCGCUGCUGAUUCGAGAUACAUCAUCUCCUCCGGUGUUGAACUCGAAGACCUCAACGAAAAACCCGCAAGAUUGUCGCCUGGCCUCUCCCCCCGCAGCAACGGGCCUCAACCCUUCGAUUUCGAACGCUUGACUCGAUUCAUGUCCUACGGCUUCUUGAUGGCCCCGAUCCAAUUUCUUUGGUUUGGUCGUCUCACGAAAUGGUUCCCCAUUACCCCGAAAAGUGGCACUGUUCCAGCACUUAAGAGAGUGGCCAUGGAUCAAUUGAUAUUUGCACCGUUUGGUCUCUGUUGCUUCUUCACGUUCAUGACCGUGGCCGAAGGAGGUGGAAGAAAGGAGGUUGUGACCAAGUUCAAGGAUGUUUAUCUGCCCACUUUGAGGGCGAACUAUAUUCUUUGGCCAGCAGUACAGAUCCUCAACUUCCGGGUCAUGCCCCUCCAGUUUCAGAUCCCAUUCGUGAGCACCGUGGGAAUUGCGUGGACAGCCUACCUCAGCUUGACUAAUUCGAGCGAGGAUGAAGCACAAAGUCUUCAGUGA